Molecule: messenger RNA, 2077 nt
Organism: Chenopodium quinoa (quinoa)
Lineage: Eukaryota; Viridiplantae; Streptophyta; Magnoliopsida; Caryophyllales; Amaranthaceae
Product: DUF21 domain-containing protein At4g14240-like
Exons: 13
Coding region: 512-2077 (521 amino acids)
Biological process (GO): magnesium ion homeostasis
Cellular component (GO): intracellular membrane-bounded organelle
Source: RefSeq, a predicted model, not a curated record
UUGAAGGAUUUUGAGGGAUUAGGGAUUCAAGAGGUAGAAAUUGAGUAGAAAUGAAUUGAAAAAUAAACUGAAAAAAGAAGGCUGUUGAACGUGAAAUACUUGUCAUUUUUUAGUCUUUUUUAUUUUGAAAAGGGUAUUUUAGUCUUUUUAUUCUAUUGAUAUCAUUAAUUCAUUUAUGCAUUUAGAUUAUUUUGUAUUGCAUUUAUUACUUACGAAAACAAACUAUGAAGAUUUUAUUGGCCCCACAAUCAUGAUUCCUAAAAUCAUAUUAGCACUAUUUUUUGUUAGACUAAUAUUAGAACUAUUUAAACACAUUUACAUACCUUAAAUCUUUGGAACCUAGUCCCUAUCCAAUUAAAGAUUAAAAUUGGUGCACCAAAAAAAAAUAAAAAAAAAUUAAAAUUGCACCUUAAUUUCUACGCAAUAAUAAUGAACAAAUUUAGCUAAUUCAACCCAAAUUCAUCAACAUUCAAAAUAUACAUAGGUAUUUGAUCAAUGAACAAAGAAAAAGAUGCACAUAAUGAUGAAUGCAAUCAUAUUAGCGCGCACGGCGGCACGUUGUUUGGGGGCGGUGGAUUCGGCGGAAGUAAGGCGGUUGCCGUUCGGGUCAAUGUGGUGGAUAAUAUACGCAGCAAUAUCAUUUAUGAUGGUACUUUUUGCGGGUAUAAUGUCGGGUCUUACUCUUGGGUUGAUGUCUCUUAGUCUUGUUGACCUUGAAAUUCUCCAACGUAGUGGUGAUGUUUCUGAGAAAAACCAAGCUGCUGCCAUUCUUCCUGUUGUUCAGAAGCAACAUCAGUUGCUCGUCACCUUGCUUCUAUGCAAUGCUUGUGCUAUGGAGGCCCUUCCUUUAUACUUGGAUAAGCUUGUGAAUCAAUUUUUGGCUAUAGUUCUUUCAGUAACUUUUGUUCUAUUCUUUGGAGAGGUUAUUCCUCAAGCUAUAUGCACCAGAUAUGGACUUGCUGUUGGUGCAAAUUUUGUCUGGCUUGUGCGUAUAUUGCUGAUAAUUUGCUACCCAAUUGCAUAUCCAAUUGGCAAGGUACUAGACUAUUUGUUGGGACAUAACGAGGUUCUUUUCAGGCGUGCUCAAUUGAAAGCACUUGUUAGCAUUCAUAGCAAGGAGGCUGGCAAAGGGGGUGAUCUUACCCACGACGAAACAACAAUCAUCAGUGGUGCUCUCGAUUUGACCGAGAAGACUGCCAAGGAAGCAAUGACACCAAUUGAGUCAACAUUCUCAUUAGAUGUUCAUUCCAAGUUAGACUGGGAAGCAAUGGGAAAAAUUCUAGCAAGGGGCCAUAGUCGUGUUCCUGUAUAUUCUGAAAAUCCAAAAAACAUUAUUGGUCUAUUGUUGGUGAAAAGUCUGCUUACUGUUCGGGCAGAAACAGAGACCCCUGUCAGUGCUGUUUCCAUCCGCAGAAUUCCUAGGGUACCUUGUGAUAUGCCUCUCUAUGACAUUUUAAAUGAGUUCCAAAAAGGAAGUAGUCAUAUGGCCGCAGUUGUAAGGACUAGAGCCAAAAGCAAGAGCCCAACUAGAAACCAUGAAGAGGAACCAAGGAACUACAAUAAUGCCACAACUGAGGAUUCUGCAUUAACAACUCCCUUGCUUCCAAAGGAAGAAGAGAGCUCGGAAAAGACCGUCAUUGACAUCGAGAAGACUUGGAAGGCUAUCACUAUGAAUGGGCAAGCUGCCACAAAUUUUCCAUCUAAUGUUGAAGAUGGUGAGGUCGUUGGUAUAAUUACCCUCGAGGAUGUGUUUGAAGAACUUUUACAGGAGGAAAUUGUUGAUGAGACAGAUGUAUAUGUUGAUGUGCAUAAUCAGAUUCGUGUGGCUGCUGCAGCUGCUGCUUCUUCGAUUGCACGAGCCCCUUCAAUGAGAAGGCUGAACAAGGUUGGGUCAAAUAAUCAAGGACACAAUCGGCGGAAGUCUUCUAAUGUGGAAAAUUGUCUCUCACAAUUGCUUUACGACUCAAGCAUGGAAAAUUCUGCCUCGUCGACACCACAUAAGUCUUGUACAGAGGUUUCUGUCUCAAUGAGAUUACAUGAAACUACUACUGAACCUUCUCUUGAAACUAAAAAAUGA